This is a messenger RNA of Closterium sp. NIES-65, 1458 nucleotides long. NCBI's taxonomy places the organism in Eukaryota, Viridiplantae, Streptophyta, Zygnematophyceae, Desmidiales, Closteriaceae. The record is from the annotation of a GenBank genome assembly.
AUGCGCGCGUGGCCUUUCCGCGAGUCCCUUCCGCGCGCCCCCUUCCCAUCCGCCGUUGCGCACAGAGCAGUGUCAAGCCUCUCCGUUCUCCGCUGCUCUCAGAACGCCAACGCUUUAUCGGCCAGUUUCGCGCUUACCAAAUAUGCCACAUCAUUCAUGAAGCGAUCCACGUCAGACGGCGCGGAGCCCUUCCGCGUCGGCAAGCGGAGAGCCGCCACGACCAGCGCGGCAGGGGAGGCGGCGGGGGAGUCCGCGGGGGCGCAGGGCGGGCGGAGCAAGGGCGGGGAUGCGGGGCGGGACGGGCCGUGGAUGCUGGUGGGGCUGGGGAAUCCUGGGAUGAAAUACGAGGGCACGCGCCACAACGCUUCGAGAAUAAGGGGCGCACCGCAUGCCCUCUACUACGCUUCCCGCCUCCCUGCUCCCCUCCCUGCUCCCCUCCCUGCUUCCCUCCCUGCUCCCCUCCCUGCUUCCCUCCCUGCUCCCCCCCCUGCUCCCCUCCCUGCUCCCCUCCCUGCUCCCCUCCCUGCUCCCCUCCCUGCUUCCCUCUCUGCUUCCCUCCCUGCUCCCCUCCCUGCCCCCUCCCUGGCCCCCUCCCUGGGCCCCCUCCUUUCCCCCCUCCCUGCCCCACUCCCUGCCCCUCUUCCUGCCCCUCUCUCCUGCCUCCCAUCCGGUGGCCAUCGAGCUUCCAGUCGCUUCCCCCCCCACCAGGCGGGCUUUGAGACGCCAUUGCACGUGCGUGCGGAGGUGAUAGACGCCAUUGCACGUGCGGAGGUGAUAGACGCCAUUGCACGUGUCUGCGGAGGGGAUACUGCUCAAUGCCAUGCGGAGCAAGGCUGUGGUGGGUUUCGAGGUGAUAGACGCCAUAGCCGCACAGAAGGCUUAUCGCUGACUGCCAUGCAGAGCACAGUGGCGGUGGGCAAGGGACGCCCCUUAGCUAUUCCACACCCCUCAGCUAUUCCUCCCCCUAUCACGUCCCGACCCCCCCUCUCCCUGCUUCAGGUGGGUUUUGAGGUGAUAGACGCCAUAGCCAGGGCGGAGGGCAUAAGCCUGAGCGCCAUGCAGAGCAAGGCCGUGGUGGGCAAGGGGCGUAUUUCCGGGUGCCCCGUGCUGCUGGUGAAGCCACAGACGUUCAUGAACCUCAGCGGGGAGAGCAUCUACGAUGACAUGGACCUGGACGUAGCUUCCAUGAAGCUUCUUGCCAAAGGCGGGCACGGGGGACACAAUGGGCAUUGGGAGGCAGCCAGGACGCAUGGAGGCCAAGGCAUUGGGAGGCCGCCUGGGCGCAUGGAGGCCAAGGUGUAUGUGCUGCAGAAGUUCUCAGAUAGGGAGAGAGACGAGGUGGAUGUGGCUAUAGAGCGGGCAGUUGAUGCAGUCCGGUUGGUGGCAGCAGAGGGAAUGGAUAAGGCUGUCAGCACCUGGAAUCUGCCGCGCCGGUCAUCUGCCAACACCAAGGCCUAG